GAUUUACAUUCUACAAUAUGUGAAUUUAAUAUCCAUCAUGGCUGCAGCCGUGGAUGGUUUUAGCGCCUGGUUAGGGCACAAACUUCAAGCGUUAAAUACCGAUGAAAAUGUUUUCGGAUCGUAUAUUACUGCUAUUUUAGAAGGUGAUGAAACAAUUGAAGAAAAAGUUGAAGGUUUAGAUGGGAUUCUUUCAGAAAUUAUUAAUAAUGAUACAUCCGUGUUAUCUAAAGAGAUUCUGGAUAUGUGGAAUAAAUACCAUCCAGUUGAAGAGAAUGAUUCAAAUCAAUCACAAAUUGACGUGGAUGAGAAAUUAGUUCGAUUAUUGGAGUCACAAUCUUUAGCUACAACUGUUCAACGUAGUUACACUGAAGAAGAGAAGAAAAUACGUGAAGCAAUUUUAGCACAGUAUAGUCAGAUGAGUGAUGAAGAAAAUGAAGAAGAUGAAUUUGCAAGUACAGGUGGUGAUAGUCGAGAAAACGGUUUGGAGAAAAAUACAAAUGCUUUAGCUGUUCAUUUGGCUGAAAAAGAGAAACGUGAGCAAGCUAAAAUGGAAAGCCAAAAAAAGAAAGAUAAAGAUAAAGAAGACAGAGAGAAGCAAAAACAAUUGAAAGAAGAAAGAAAAGAGAAACGUAAAACCCAAAAAGGUGAACGAAGAAGAUAGCAUCCUCUAAUUAAUAAUGUUCAUUACGUUUUUGUUGAAAGAAUAUUUUGUUUUUUUUUUCUUUAAUUGCUUUUAAACUUUAAUUUUUUAUGUUAUUUAUUCAAAUUUACUUACUAAUUUAUUAUUAAUUAAAUAAUAAUUACAUACCACCAUUCUACUUAGAUUUUGUGUUCCUUUUAAAACGAAAAUUAUAAUAAAAAACCUAAAGUUUACAAAAUAACUAUUUUCGAGAAUUUGUAGUCUAUCAAAAAUAGUUUAUUAAAUUAUUUUAUUUUCAA
Messenger RNA from Chrysoperla carnea, 939 nucleotides. Its product is annotated as coiled-coil domain-containing protein 43. The coding region runs from base 38 to 661 and encodes 207 amino acids. The transcript has 3 exons. Lineage: Eukaryota; Metazoa; Arthropoda; Insecta; Neuroptera; Chrysopidae. The record is from RefSeq and is a predicted model, not a curated record.